Molecule: messenger RNA, 2192 nt
Organism: Musa acuminata AAA Group (dessert banana)
Lineage: Eukaryota; Viridiplantae; Streptophyta; Magnoliopsida; Zingiberales; Musaceae
Product: protein transport protein SEC24 B-like
Exons: 16
Coding region: 18-1631 (537 amino acids)
Biological process (GO): endoplasmic reticulum to Golgi vesicle-mediated transport; COPII-coated vesicle cargo loading; intracellular protein transport
Cellular component (GO): COPII vesicle coat; endoplasmic reticulum exit site
Molecular function (GO): zinc ion binding; SNARE binding
Source: RefSeq, a predicted model, not a curated record
UAACUGAUCCGACCGGAAUGAUAUUUACUAAUGUUACAUCCAUGCAGCCUUUAAUGCUCAUUGUUCCUGAUGUUCAUGACGUUUAUACACCCCUUCAAACAGACAUAAUUGUUCAACUUACUGAGUGCCGCCAAGGUUUGGAGCAGUUGCUAGAGAAUAUCCCAAGCAUGUUCGAUAACAAUAAAGUUGCUGAGUCUGCAUUUGGUGCGGCUAUCAAGGCUGGGUUCCUGGCACUGAAACCCACAGGUGGAAAACUUCUUGUGUUUCAGUCAGUUUUGCCAUCAGUUGGUAUUGGGUCUCUUUCUGCCAGGGAGGCCGAGGGAAGAACAAAUGUUUCUGCUGGUGACAAGGAAGCUCAUAAGUUUCUCCAACCAGCAGACAAGACAUUGAAAACAAUGGCCAUAGAGUUUGCCGAAUACCAGGUUUGUGUGGAUAUAUUCAUCACUACCCAGACUUUUGUGGACAUUGCAUCCAUUUCUGUUGUUCCAACAACUACAGGGGGGCAGGUAUAUUAUUAUUAUCCAUUUUCUGCUCUUUCUGAUCCUGGUAAACUCUACAACGAUCUUAGAUGGAACAUCAGUAGACCCCAAGGUUUUGAAGCAGUGAUGCGUGUUAGAUGUAGCCAGGGUCUUCAAGUUCAAGAGUAUUCUGGAAACUUUUGUAAGCGUAUUCCCACUGAUAUUGAUCUUCCUGCGAUUGACAGCGACAAAACCAUCAUGGUCACAUUUAAACAUGAUGAUAAGUUCCAGGAGAAUUCAGAAUGUUCCUUUCAGUGUGCACUUCUUUACACUACUGUGUAUGGGCAAAGAAGAAUUCGAGUUAUGAAUAUCUCCCUUCCUUGCACUACCAUGCUCAGUAGUCUGUUCCGUUCAGCAGAUUUGGAUACUCAGUUUGCUUGUUUUCUCAAGCAAGCUGCAAGUAUGCUCCCUGUGAGCCCUCUUUCCCAAGUACAUGAGCAAAUCACAAACCUCUGCAUCAACAUCCUACAUGCCUACCGAAAAUUUUGUGCCACAGUAUCAUCAGCAGGACAGCUAAUUCUUCCUGAAGCUCUCAAGCUGUUGCCUCUAUAUACUCUAGCAUUGGCUAAAAGCAUUGGGUUGCGAAAUGAUGGGCGGUUGGAUGACCGUUCCUAUUGGAUCAGCCAUGUCGCAUCAAUUUCUAUAUCAUUGGCUAUUCCUUUAGUAUAUCCUAGGAUGUUAUCUAUUCAUGACCUUACUACAAAGGAGGAUGAUGGAUCCCUUUUAGCUUUAAAUAUUCCUCUUUCUAGUGAGCACAUAAAUGAUGAUGGAAUUUAUCUUUUGGAAAAUGGUGAAGAUGGGUUAAUUUAUAUUGGAAACAUGGUCAACCCAGAUACCCUACAACAGAUAUUUGGAGUUUCUUCUGUGGAUGGACUUCCAUCUCAGCUUGUUUUAGAGCAGUUCGACAAUGAAUUGUCAAAGAAACUAAAUGAUGUAGUGAAUGAGAUUAGACAGCAGAGAUGUUCAUACCUACGUUUGCGGCUAUGCAAAAAGGGUGAUCCUUCAGGCAUGCAUUUUCUAUCUUAUAUGGUUGAAGACAAAAGUCCCGGAGGCCUCUCCUAUGUUGAGUUCCUUGUACAUGUCCACCGACAAAUCCAAACAAAAAUGUCUUGAUCCAGAUAUGCAUGUGCAGAAAAUUUUGGUUGUUAUUUGGCUUUUUUUUGGUUUUGUGGAACUUAAACUAAAGUUGAAGAUGGGUUACCAACAGGAGCAUUGGAUGCUUCUGUGCACUAGCUGAGUGCUGUUGCCGCUGAUUCACCUUUCUCGUGAGCCAGAGCAGGUGACAGUUUUCAAUUUUAACUACUGUUAUUACUGGGAGGUAGACCAAACAGAUUAGUUAUAGGUGCAAUAUUUGGCUGUUGUCUGAGGCCCCUUAUUCGAGAUUUAUUUUGAUUUGGUUUAGACUGGGGGUGGGGGGGUGGGGUUGUAUGAUAUUGAAGCUGAUGUUUGGGGUCUCUAUAAUAAAAGAAAGGUUAAUUACCCCAUCAGAUAUUUUCUUGGGUGAUUAUAUUGUUGGGUUAACAAGUAAACGUCAGGUUUUCUUCUGUAUCUUCAAUUAUCUCAUAAACUCUUAUCUCUGGAAUCAGUCUUAAGGUUACCAUAUUUAAGCAAGCUUGUCAUUCAUGAGUCAGAUUGUGCCUAAUCAGGUAGACCUUUUACGUCUACAGUUGACUA